Molecule: messenger RNA, 2650 nt
Organism: Penaeus vannamei (Pacific white shrimp)
Lineage: Eukaryota; Metazoa; Arthropoda; Malacostraca; Decapoda; Penaeidae
Source: RefSeq, a predicted model, not a curated record
CCGACUCGAUCCGAUGGUGAUAGUAAAAAUAACAAUAUUAUUGUAUGACUUUGAUAUGGGUAUGUUAGAGUUGAAUUUCUUAUUGUGCGGACGAAAAUUGACAGCAUAUAUGUCGAAAAUAUACUGUUCCUGUUUAUAUUAUUUGUUAAUGUUAAGGUAAAGGUCUCAUGGGAAUGGUUGCACAGAGACAGCCUUGCAUACUUUUGGGAAGAGUGUGCAAGAUGUGCCCAUCUCUUGCAUGACUGGUCGCUUUAAAGAAGUGAUAGUGUGUGGUAGUACAAAAGGCCGUAUUUUCCUCAGGGCAAUGACGAGGGUCUCCUUGAGGGUGUAAAAGAGGGGUCCCUGGCAGUGUCUCCCGGGGACGAGGUCCUGCAGCUCCUGGACGCCGCGCCCAAUUUAAGGUCCUACCUUAGCCUCAGCCGGGACUCGUGGGGGCGGUGGGCGCUGGCCUGCAGGUCCUGCGGCCACACCCUCACCUCGGCCCGCUCUGUCGCCUCACACCGCUGCCACUACGAGUGCGGGCGCUGCGGGGCGGAGGAGAGCACACUGGCAGGCCUCAAGCUGCACCUUGCCGCCUGUGCCACCCAGCGGGAUCGGGGUGGCAGCGCCCAGGGCACCCUCCACCGGUGCCAGUUCUGCGCUGCGACUCUGGCCGACGAGCAGCUUCUGAAGGAACACCGGGAUGAACAUGUGAACGAUUGCCUGAAGAAAUAUGCUGAGCUGCUGAAGGAGAAAGGUCUGGCCGAGGCGCCCUCUGCAGAGCCACAGUCCCUGCCCAGACGGGGACGCCCCAGAAAGAUGACAGACUGUACCAACUGCAAGCUUGUCUUUGCCAGCAUGGCAGACUUGUCAUUUCACAUGAAGCUGUCUCAUCCAGACGAACUGCCGCACGUAUGCAGGCUCUGCCCUGAGAGGUUCCUGCAUAAGAAGCAACUGCAGCUUCACAUUGUAGAACACUUCCUGGGUUCUUUUUCGUGUGAAUUCUGUUCUGUUCAUUUUGGGAAGAAGUAUCCCUUCCUGCGGCACAUGGAAGCCCAGCAUACUGGGGACUUCUUAAUCAAGUGUGAGUUUUGUGAGUUCACCACAGGCAGCUUCGAUGAGUACCGACGGCACAGACACGAGCCGCACCAGGCCGGCCAGGGCGAUGUCGACGAGGCCGUCACGUGCGAGCAGUGCGGCGAACUCCACCCCCGCGACGAGACGGAGGAGCACCUCGAGGAGCACAGGGUCAUACAGAAGCCGGUGCCUCUUCCGGCGCAACUCUCGGCGCCCAGGCGGAUCGUCAGGCGGCGGAAGCGGGGCAGGCUGAGCAAAAUGCAAGUCCAGAGGUGUCUGGAUUGCAAGCUCGUGUUCUCCAGUGCGGCGGCUUUGUCUCGGCACAACUACUCCCUCCAUCCGUAUAAGUUUGCGAAUGAGUGUGUAAUGUGUGGCCACCGGUUUAAAGGGAAGCGGGCCCUGGAGCUGCAUGUGGAAGGCCACAGGAGCGGCUCCUGCUGGUGCCCCAUAUGCAAGCUUAGGUUCAGGCACCGGCAUCAUGUCGAGAGCCAUUUUUCGAAAGAUCAUGCAGACGUGACCUCAAUACCCUGCGAGUACUGUGAAAGCCGCCUGACCUCGUACAGUAAGUACAUCUAUCACUGCCAGACAGCUCAUGCCGACUUACUAGAGGAUCGCGCAGACCUGACUUGCAGCGAGUGCGGGGAGAAGCUGGCCAGCCGCAUCUUAAUGAACCAGCACUUGGCCAGGGAGCAUGGCCUGAAGAAGCUGAAUGCUCCCAAACAGGAAUGCCCAGUCUGCAAGAAGUUCUUCGUCCACGUGGAUGUCCACAUGAACCUCCACACGAGAGCCAUCCAGUUCCCGUGCGAGGACUGCGGCGAGGUGUUUUUCCAGCGGUCAAGCCUCUUGGCACACCACAAACUGCGCCACGACCCCAGUGCCAGGGCGCACGCGUGCAAGGUUUGCGGCAAGAGUUUCAUCAGCAGCGCCCUCCUGCGAACCCACGACGAGCAGGUCCACCUCCACAAGCGCCAGUUCUUCUGCGAGAUAUGCGGCAAGCGCUACAAGAACAAGUCGGCGCUCACCUACCAUCUGAAGGUGCACCGGGGGGAGCGGCCCUACAAGUGCCAGGAGUGCGGCCAGGGCUUCCACCGGCCCUCGAUGCUCAAGACGCACAUGGAGGGCACGCAUCACCUCCCGUACGCGUACCUUUACCGCAAGCCGCAGCGGCGCGCGGGCACCGGCCUGGGGGCGCCCAAGGCCUUGGGGGCUGAGCCCGAGGGCGGGGAGGCUGCGCCACUCACCUCCACUGACCUCGACCUCGGGGUCACGAAGGCGGUCGUGAUUGGAGACGAAGUGGGGAUCGGGGGCAUGAGCGUGGUGGGGGACAUGGGCAUGGUGGAGGGUGUAGAAGGCGUGGGCAUGGAGGGCGUGGCCGGGGUGGAGAGCGUGGGUGUGCCAAUGGGCGAGUCGCAGAUUAUCACGGUAGAGGAAGGCGUGUAUAUAAUUCAGGUCAUGGACGACACGUAGAUGAGGUACAAAACGCCAUGAAUGUAUGUACUGUAUGUGCGCAUGUACGUACGUACGUAUUUUGUAUAUUUUUGUAUAUGUUAAUUUGAUAUGUAUAUAUAUGUCUCUCUCUCUCUCUCUCUCUCUC